This is a messenger RNA of Cynoglossus semilaevis (tongue sole), 1990 nucleotides long. RefSeq names its product basic leucine zipper and W2 domains 1a (gene bzw1a). Gene Ontology annotation, molecular function: protein binding. The record is from RefSeq and is a predicted model, not a curated record. The transcript is spliced from 12 exons. Lineage: Eukaryota; Metazoa; Chordata; Actinopteri; Pleuronectiformes; Cynoglossidae. Gene Ontology annotation, cellular component: membrane; cytoplasm. Bases 163 to 1428 code for a protein of 421 amino acids.
CGAUCGGCUCUGAAAGCAGCAUAGUCUACGCACGCGCAGAGGGUGGAACCGGUAGAUGUCCUGACGGAAAGGUCUUUUUGUUUGGGCCACUUACACUCGACAGUUGCUUUGAUUCCCUGGGUUAUAAACCAUUUUUUAUCUGCAUUAAUUUCGGUGUCUUUUAUGAAUAAUCAAAAGCAGCAAAAGCCAACGCUAACAGGCCAGCGUUUCAAAACGAGGAAAAGAGAUGAAAAGGAGAGGUUUGACCCUUCUCAGUUUCAAGAGUCAAUCGUACAAGGCUUGAAUCAAACUGGCACUGACUUGGUAGCGGUUGCGAAGUUCCUUGAUGCCUCUGGUGGCAAGCUUGACUACCGCCGGUAUGCAGAGACCCUCUUUGACAUCCUGGUGGCCGGUGGUAUGCUGGCCCCGGGGGGUACUCUAUCUGAUGACAUGAUCCGUACUGACUACUGCCUUUUCACGGCACAAGAAGACCUGGAAACAAUGCAAGCAUAUGCUCAGGUUUUUAACAAGCUGAUCAGGCGUUACAAGUACCUGGAGAAAGGUUUUGAAGAGGAGAUCAAGAAGUUGCUGCUGUUUUUAAAGGGGUUCACUGAGUCUGAGCGCAACAAACUGGCCAUGUUGACUGGUAUCCUGUUGGCCAAUGGGGACAUAUCAGCCUCCAUCCUGACCAGCCUCUACAAUGAGAACCUCGUCAAAGAGGGGGUAUCAGCAGCCUUUGCUGUCAAGCUGUUCAAAUCAUGGAUCAAUGAGAAGGACAUCAACUCUGUGGCUACCAAUCUCCGAAAAGUUGGCAUGGAUAACAGAUUGAUGGAACUCUUUCCUGCCAACAAACGAAGCUGCGAGCAUUUUUCCAAGUACUUCACUGAUGCAGGGCUGAAGGAGCUUUCUGACUUUGCCAGGAACCAACAAACCAUUGGUGCCCGUAAGGAGUUACAGAAAGAGCUCCAGGAGAUGAUGGCCCAAGGUGAAUCUCAGAAGGAGAUUAUUGUCUUCAUCACAGAGGAGAUGAAGAAGGCUGGCCUCUCUGAGCAGACCAUGAUUGGCAUCAUCUGGACCAGUGUAAUGAGUACUGUGGAGUGGAACAAGAAAGAGGAGUUGGUGACCGAACAAGCCAUCAAACACUUAAAGCAAUACAGCUCUCUGCUGAAAAAUUUCACCAAGCAGGGACUGUCAGAACUCAGCCUGCUGCUGAAGAUUCAGGAAUACUGUUACGACAACAUCCACUUCAUGAAGGCCUUUCAAAAGAUCGUGCUUCUCCUCUACAAAGUGGAUGUUUUAAGUGAAGAGGCCAUACUGAAGUGGUACACUGAAGCCCACAUUGCCAAGGGGAGAAGUGUUUUCCUUGAGCAAAUGAAAAAAUUUGUGGAGUGGCUCAAGAACGCAGAAGAAGAGUCUGAAUCAGAGGAGGAGGAGGAGGAGGCGGACUAAGACCUCCAUUACCAGAUAACUUUUUCUUUUUUCCCUUUUUUUUUUUCAAACAAUUAGCAUCAGUUGAAUAAGACUCUUGUAAACUCCCUAUUCUUUUCCCCUGUCGCUUACACUUAUAUGUCCACCGACCAAAAUGAAAAAGGCCUGUGUCCCUCUCCAUCUAAUGCAGAUUUGACAAAUGAAAAUAAAAAAUGAUAAAUUAUACCUGCUUUAUAAUCUUGGUAUAGUUGUUGAUAUGCCUUCUGUAAUUGAAGUACAAAAAGACAUCUGAUCUCAGUUUGUUGCUUGUACCAGUUCCAACUAGAAUUUGAAAAAAUCCAAGUUUGCCUUUUUGCCAUGUUUCUCUAAUUUUGAAGUUUAAUUUUGCUCAGAUUACAUUUUUAUUCCUGUCAGGUCUUUAACAUGACCCUACUUUUUUGACUUCCAAGAACACCUUGACUGCAUGAUACAACAUGUGCAGCUCUCAAAGAGGCCUAUCAAGCUGAAUAUUGGUUUGUACUUUGUUUAAUCUGAUAAAAUCUUUUUGAUUUUUUUUAAAGAAAUAAAGACUAUGAAAAUUGUA